Messenger RNA from Macrobrachium nipponense, 1153 nucleotides. RefSeq lists its product as uncharacterized. The record is from RefSeq and is a predicted model, not a curated record. The transcript is spliced from 7 exons. Lineage: Eukaryota; Metazoa; Arthropoda; Malacostraca; Decapoda; Palaemonidae. Bases 16 to 813 code for a protein of 265 amino acids.
AACAGACACAUAAGCAUGUCUUAUUUCUCACCUAAUCAAGGGAACGGAACAGGUGUUGCCAAAGACGAGCUGCAAAAGAGAUUCGUCUUUCAUAGCAGUGUUGUAACCACUGCGUCUCAGCUAACGAGGAAAGACUUGUUUCGUUGCACGUCUCAUCUUAGGUCUAACCAACAACCUUUGGUCAACAUGAAGAUCUUUGUGUUGCUGGCUGUUCUAGCAACAGCCUCUGCCGAACAACCAGUUGGAAUUCUCGAAGAUCUGUUAACUACGAUUGCUCAACUCGCGCUCAAAGGACUGGAUCCUGCAAGCGUAUCCUACACAGAGCUCCACAUUACGUCGCAUGAAGAUACCGAUCUGUUCUUCAUCUUCAAAGACGCACAAAUCAGCAAUUUCUCGAACAUAGUUAUCACCGGAUUUGACCCGAUUUUGGAAACGUGGCAGUUCACUGCAUCGGCACAGCUUGAGAGAUUUGUAGCCCACGCAGACAACUACACAACCAAGGGAAUUCUCAAAGGGCUCCCCUACUCCACCUCGGGAACCAUGGACUUUGCCGCCAAUCAUCUGGAGGCUGUUGUUUCGCUGAGAAUCGCAAGAUUUACGUUCACGCCGUUUCAAAUCUGUCUUGCGGAACAGUCGCUCAGGGUUGACCUUACUGGCAAAAGCUUCGAGGCAAACUUUGAAAACGCAGAUGAGCUGAAUGCCGAAAUGAAUGCACACGGGGCUGAACUAGUGGCAGAACUACAAGAAAAGAUCAGGGCACAUGCCGAUGACGUCAUCAAUUGGGUCAACUUCAUAUUUUGCGAUCGCCUGUAAACCACAAUGGUUUUGCUUCCUGCUCGGACAAAGGCCACGCCCACUUGGAGGCAUGGGUGCCAAAUGUUUCUAGACAUUUAAUUUGCCUAUAAAUUUAAUGUGUUUCUCCACGAAAACUUAAUAAAAAUGGAUAUAAGGAAGCUCAAAAUACUGUAUACUUGAUACACGAUACGAAUUUUGCUUAUUCUAUAACAAAUUUAUCUGUGAAAAAAAAAAAGAUAUUAAAUAAGAAAGUUAAAAAUUUUCAUUUCGAAAGGAUAAUUUUUUAGGCAAAAUUAUUUUUUUUAUUGUUAUUCUGGAAAGUAAAUAAAUUCAUUUGUAUAAUAUGGGAUCAUUAUAA